AUGUUGCUGUUCUUUCUUGGAUCAUUAAUAUGCCUUGCGACUGCUCAUCAGCAGGCUUCCUUCCCAGGAUCUCAACAGAACGAUCCUAACGUACACCACCAGCAACAGCCUGCUCAGCAAGUUCCUCCUGCACAGUUUGGAGGAGAACAGGCUAAAGAUGAACACCAUAUCAAGGAACAUUUGGAUGGUAAAGUUGAUCCAACUGCCAACAUGACACCUGAACAACUUCAAUUCCACUAUUUCAACAUGCACGACUUGGAUAAGAACGGCCGUUUGGAUGGCAUAGAGUUAAUCAAAGCAAUUACUCAUUUCCACUCAGAAAACCCAAGCCCACAACACCAAGGAAGCAAUCAGCCACCACCACUCCCAAGCGAAGUGGAACUCGAGUCAAUGAUUGAUUCAAUUCUUAAAGACGAUGACUUUGAUGCUGAUGGAUUUAUCGAUUACGGAGAAUUCUUGAAAGCUCAAAAGAUGAGAGAGGAACAAGCUGCUAGACAUCAGCAACAAAUGGCUAACCAAAAAUAA
Molecule: messenger RNA, 525 nt
Organism: Auanema sp. JU1783
Lineage: Eukaryota; Metazoa; Nematoda; Chromadorea; Rhabditida; Rhabditidae
Source: the annotation of a GenBank genome assembly